AGCUUCUACAGAACCCAGGCCACUGUGUACGAUGCCACACGUCGACGACUUCUUCGCGGUCGCGAGGACAUGCUCGGUCUUCUGGCGGCUCAGUUGAAGUUCAAAGUGGAAAAGGGAGAUUUACAGCAUGGACAGGCUAUUUGGGUUGACAUCGGUGGAGGCACUGGAUAUAAUAUCGAGGCCAUGGCCGAAUUCCUUCCUGUGGACACGUUCUUUUCGCAUGUCUAUCUGGUCGAUCUAUCAACCUCACUCUGCGAAGUUGCCCGCCAGCGCUUUGAGCGGCUGGGAUGGAAGAAUGUCAGCGUCAUCUGUCAGGAUGCUCGGUCGUUCAAUCUGCCAGCGAACAAUCCAGCGAAGUCAAGCAAAGGCGCUGAUAUGGUCACUAUGAGCUAUAGCUUGUCCAUGAUCCCAGACUAUUACAGUGUUGUGGACUCCUUGGCAUCCCUGCUGGCCUCGUCUGGUAUCUUAGGAGUCUGUGAUUUCUAUGUUCAGAGUAUCGUCGACGUGUCUGCUAGGAACUACACCGGUGGAGUUUUCAACCGCCACGUCAACUGGCUUGGACGGGCAUUCUGGCGUGCUUGGUUUGAGGCCGACCGCGUUAGUCUCGAGGCUGCUCGCAGGGAUUAUUUGGAAUACCGCUUUGGGACUGUCGUCUCUGCCAGUGAGAGAAAUUACCUUUUGGGGGGAAUUCCAUAUUAUAUCUUUAUUGGCUGUCAGAAGGAUGCUACGUUAAGUUCAUCAAGCCAUGAGACUAUCAAGAAACUGGACGCUUCCUUCACAGAGUCACCAUACAUGCUACCUGCUAAUCAUCGUGAAGAGAUGGACAAGGCCGUGAAGGAAAGUAAUCGCGAGAUUCGAUCCAAGGCAUAUGAAUCCGCAGUCGUCAAUUUGAGCGCCAACCUUCCGCUUCCCUCUGCUUUCUACCAGAACCACCAUUAUCGCAUCUUCUACAACGACAUGCUUCCUAAGCACACCCAGUUUCAGAACGAAUAUAUAUACGCAUUUAAUUGGGAAGACCCACGCGUGGAUCAUCGACUGCUAAAUAUCGGACAUGACGACGUCAUUCUGGCUAUCACGAGUGCUGGAGAUAAUAUCUUGGACUAUCUCCAGAAAAGUCCUCGGAGAGUACAUGCAGUGGACUUGAAUCCGAACCAGAACCACCUCCUUGAGCUCAAAGUCGCAAGUUUCAUUGCCUUGGGCCAUCGUGAUGUCUGGAAAAUCUUCGGAGAAGGGAAGCACCCUGACUUCCGCCAGCUUUUGAUUUCUCGCUUAAGUCCACAUCUCUCCAGCCAAGCAUUUCAAUAUUGGCUUGAGCACACUCAUGUCUUCACAUCCACUUCUGGGAAGGGGUUAUAUGAGACUGGUGGGUCACGACAUGCGAUCAAAAUGGUCCGAUAUCUGUUCAAGGUCUUUGGUCUUGAGGGUGAGGUCCGAAAGCUGUGUGAAGCGCCAACUUUGAAUGAACAACGGGAGAUCUGGCCGCGAAUCCGUCGUGUCUUAAUGAGCAGACCUCUUCACUGGGCAGUAGUUGGAACAGAGUGGUUUGCGUGGAAGGCUGCCGGAGUUCCUCGAAAUCAGCGAAACAUGAUCAUCAGCGACUUUUUGAAGAGAAACGGCUUGACCGAAGACAUGAAGAAGGCUUCUGAGGUCAGCGGGCAGUCAAUUUGGGAAUACGUCGUGGACACACUGGAUCCAGUCGUCAGGGAGACCCUGAUCAGCAAUGAUAACUAUUUCUAUUAUCUGUGUUUGCAGGGACAGUUUUCAAGGACGUACGGAUCACUGUCUCAACAAAAAAGAAAUAAAAAGCUGACCCAGUGCAGGAGUCAUCCGACGUAUCUGACACCUAAGGCCCAUGUCAAGUUGUCCAGCGCCGGGGCUUUUGACGGCUUAAGAAUCCAUACAGAUGAGAUCAACGAGGUCAUUAAUCGUCUCAGACAUGGAACAUUGACAAUCGCGGUGAUCAUGGACUCCAUGGACUGGUUCGAUCCCAAGGGCGACGAGGCAGCAGCCCAGGUCCAAGCAUUGAACCACUCCUUAAAGAUGGGUGGUCGGGUCCUUCUCCGUUCCGCAAGCAUCGAGCCAUGGUACAUAAAGCAUUUUCAAGAGAACGGCUUCAAGCCUCGUAGGGUUGGUUCGAGGUUCCCGGGGACCUGUAUAGAUAGAGUAAACAUGUACGCAUCGACCUGGAUCUGUACGAAAAAUAAAGAAUUAGGUCGUCCGGCUCCGGAGCGGUCCAUCUCUGAACUCUCGCUGAGUGAGUGUGUGAAGAGUAUGGAUAACGCGAGAUCCAAGAGCGUGGAGCAUCUCAAAAUAUGAAUCUGGGCUGUUCUAUUUAUUCUGAUUUUUAGCGUCAUUUAAAUUCGAGACGAGGUGAAUGGGAAGUCAUUAUUGGAACGAUAUGUAUGGUCCUUUAUUUUGCUGCAAUUUCGGCAGUGUACAUAGCUUUUGGUGUGUAGUGCAAUUCAUGCCUGGUUUAGACAGAGGCCGUCUUGAUUUCUG
Molecule: messenger RNA, 2499 nt
Organism: Monascus purpureus
Lineage: Eukaryota; Fungi; Ascomycota; Eurotiomycetes; Eurotiales; Aspergillaceae
Source: the annotation of a GenBank genome assembly